This is a messenger RNA of Danio aesculapii, 3182 nucleotides long. RefSeq names its product matrix-remodelling associated 8a (gene mxra8a). The record is from RefSeq and is a predicted model, not a curated record. The coding region runs from base 176 to 1522 and encodes 448 amino acids. Lineage: Eukaryota; Metazoa; Chordata; Actinopteri; Cypriniformes; Danionidae. The transcript is spliced from 10 exons. Gene Ontology annotation, cellular component: membrane; cell surface. Gene Ontology annotation, biological process: establishment of glial blood-brain barrier; cell adhesion.
AGCAGCAGAGUCGAGUCUGCCUCCUCUUCCGUCAAAGUUGCUGCUGAUGUCGCUGGUCGACUAAAAGCAAACCUUUCGCGGGAAAAGGUUGACAGGUGAACAAAGCCUGAUAAAUCGACUUGAAACUUGAAGUUUUGAACACUUUACUAGAGAUUGAACCGAAAGGAUAUCGGUCAUGAAGAACUUGUCUAUGCCAUUGUGCGCUCGAGCGCUUUUCUUGACUCAACUUUUGGCUUCAUUUCUCUUCAGCCCUGCACUAGGUCAGAGUGAUGGCAGUGGUGUGGUGGUGGCCAUGUACAAUAUCAGCGCACCCCAGGGCUCUCAGGCGGUAUUGCAGUGUCAUAGUCAGCGCAUGGUGUGGACACAAGACAGGCUAAAAGACCGCCAGCGGGUCGUGCACUGGGAUUUACUUCGAAGUGGACCAGAUCAUGCCAUGGAACGGAUUGUAGACAUGUUUUCUGCUGGAGAUCAACGAAUCUACAAUGGCUACAACCAGGGACGCAUUAGCAUGUCCAAAACGGCUUUUAAAGAUGGCAACUUCUCAAUGGUAAUCAAAGAUGUUGUAACGAGUGACAAAGGGAUCUACUCCUGUAACCUGCAUCAUCACUACUGUCACCUGUAUGAGUCAAUCAAAAUUCAGCUCAAUGUCACCAAAUCAGCACGUAAGGAGAGGCGGUUUUGGGAUGGUCAGAAAGCGGUGUAUGUGGUUUUGGUGGGCAGCACGGUAGUUCUCCCUUGUAUUAACCGGCGUCCCAUCUGGACAGAGGGCAACAGUCAAGAGGACCAGCAACAGGUGGUGCACUGGGAUCGUCAGCCUCCGGGGGUCCGGCAUGACCGCGCUGAUCGGCUCAUCGACCUGUACGCCUCCGGGGAGAGGCGUCAUUACGGGCCACUGUUUGUUCAGCAGAAGAUGAAUAUUUCAGCCACAGCAUUCACACAGGGGGAUUUCUCCCUCAUCAUCUCCAACAUCCAGCUUCUAGAUCAGGGGAUUUACUCCUGUCAUCUGCACCAUCACUACUGCGGCCUGCACGAGAGACGCAUCUUCCAGCUUACUGUGAGCCCACCGGUCCCUCAGGAGCCCACAGAUGAACCUCAGUUUCUUCCCAAUGAAGACCCAAACACCAAUUUGGUGGAAGUGCCUCCACAUGUUAUCAACGUCAUCCUAUCAGAGCAAAGCACUCACUUCCUGCAGCAGCUGGGCUACAUCCUGGCAACUCUCCUCCUAUUGGCCCUCAUCAUGCUGGCUAUCGUUCUCCUCACACGGCACCAGAAAAAACAAGGGCAAGAUUAUGAUCCACGGAAAGUUGAAAGCCCACCUCUGCCGACUGUGUCGUAUGUAAGCCACACGUCACUUGUUAAGGAAGAAUGUGAGCGUAGCUAUCCAGACAUGAGGCCAAGCAUGCUGGAGGAGACAAAACUAGACUACAAGAACAAUCUUCUGAAGGAAGCAGAAAUGUCCAAAAUCUGCUCCCCAAAAGUCAUUGACCUGGACAGAGAGAUGGAGAAAGCUUCUUGGAAAUGAGAGGUACUUUGCCACUGGCUGGUCCAGGGGCAGAUUGAAAAUGGAAGAAGAAUGAAAUGCUGAGAGGCAAGAGUGUGGCAAGGGAAUAAGAGGAAAAGAAGGAGAGAAGGACACAGCUGUACAAUUUUUUUUUCUGACUCAAGAUCAUCCACUGCUCUCGUGAAGCUUGCAGGAAGCAAAAGAGUCUCACCAGCAGUAUUUUGGAUGACUGAUUUAUUAGAAUAAUGGCAAACAAACAUUUUAGAGCACUAAUAAUACCACAGUCUGCAUUUUAUUCCCUAAAUUUGCCACACGCUCUAUGAGUGAGAAGUAAACACACGCAGACUGAUGUGUUCUGAGUGUCUGAAUGUUUAUAAUGGGAGAUUUGCAACAUUUUGUACAGUUUUAAGAUGAGGAUUCAUUCAAAUCAGUAUGGCCACAAAUUUUGCAAAAGCUAUAGCUGCAUCACAUCUUUUUUUUCAACAGGUUUAAGCUGUGCAUUCAUAAAUCUAGCAUUACACAAACUUAUAAACAAGCAUAAAAUGGAUAAUUACCCAAAAAUGAAAGUUCUGUAAUCACUUACUGACUUACAAACCUGUUUGGGUUUCUUUCUUUUGUUAAACACAAAAGAAGAUAUUUUGAAAAAUGUUGGAAACAUAUAACCAUUGAUUUCCAUACUUUACUACUGUGGAAGUCAAUGGGUACAGGUUUUCAGCUUGUUUCUAAUUAUUUUCUUAGGUGUUCAACAGAAGAAAGAAACUCGUAAAUGUUUGGAACCACUUGAGGGAGAGUAAAUGAUGAGUAAAAAGGAAUUUUUGCGUUAAAUCACAAUCACAAGCUUAUAUUGUUUAUUUCUGUCUGUGUGGUCAUGUAAAAGCUCAUAAUUUAACCCAGAUUGAAUCUAAACAUUAAAAAAAGCGUUAAAAAUAAUGUUAUAAAUGUUAAACCUAUACGCUUUCACAGCUAAGCACAAUCAAUUUAGUCAAAAUAUUUCAUAAUACAUGUCAGGAUAAUAUUGUAAACGCAUUUAAAUCUUUUCUUUUUUGUUCAUUUUGAUGACUGUUACCAUUUAAAAAGCUACCUUUCUUUCAUUUCAUUUCUAUCCUGUCACCCAAAGAUACUAUCUCUGUUAUCAUUUGUAUAUUUUCAUGUUUACUUUUCUCAAGUUACAAGCCUUACUAACUUCUUUGUCACUGUUUACUUGAAUAUUCUCUUAGUUUGAAGUAUUUGCUUCCAUGCUCUCUUCUAACCGCCAGCUUUGUGUUCAUUAGCAAACAAGUAAGUGUGAAACUGAUGCUAAUCCAUUAAGGUACAACAUGAAGUCAAUUUUAUUUUAGCAGCUUGUACACGGCUGUGCAUAUUCAUCCAUGAUAGCCGUGAACAUUUCUUCUCUGGAUUACUCAGAUCUGUGUUAUGCGUAUAGUUGUAUCUUAUUAAGGUGAAGCUAUGAAGCUAUGUUCAUGCCUGUUAUGAUCAUUUCAUGACACUUUAACUGCCCUUUGAAUUUCUUUAAAGCUUCCGUGUAAGAAUUUUUACAAAUUUUCUGGUUUGAUGCUAUAUAAUGGAUGCUUGAUUAUUCUCAUCCUGAAGCAGUUUUAGUAUUGAUGGUUUCAUUUUCCAGUUCGCUGCCAUGUUCAAAGCAGAAUCAAAUAAAUUCUAAUAAAAGUUAACCUCUGGAUUA